AUGCAGCAGCAGCAACAACCACAACAGCGGCAGGAGCUGUCGUUAGAGUUUCCCUUCUGCCCGCUUUUGCUGGAUCCGCUUGACCCUUCUCGAGAGGCGCACGGCGGCAGCAGCACUCAGAACGGCAGCAGCUUCAAUGGGAUGCUCAGUGCUCUGCCGAUUCAUGUGCAAGAUGCACGAGGAACGUAUGCUCAGCUUCACCUGCAGCAGCGUCUUGACUGCAAAGCCAAUGCGCUUCGCCUGCUGCAAGAACUCGAGCAGCAGCCGCUCGAUCGGCCAGACUUCGCUGCAAAGUCGAAGCAGGUGCUUCAGCAGCUGCAGCAGCACGACAGGGAACUGCUGCAGGACCAGGAGCUGCUGCAGCACGUCGAAGCAGCAGCAACAGCAGAGGGGCAGGAGGGAGAGUGGGUGUCAGAGGAUUUGUCGCUCUGCUGCUUCCAGGAGGCACUAGCAGCAGACAUGCUGCUGUUACUAGGGCUUCCGAAUCUGCAGCAGCAGCACCACUUGCAGCAGCUGCAGCAUCAGCACGUCCUCCUCCACUCUCCCUGCCUGCAGAGUGUACUUGAGGAGCAAAAGAAACGCCUUCAGAAACAGAAACAGCAGUGGUUUGUUGCAGCGCUCUGGCGGCUGCAUGCUUUAAGUUUCAAUAACGAUGUGAUGCAGCUCCUGCAGUCGUACGGGAAGCAGCCUUCCGCAGAACACACGAGUCUUCUACUCCUCAAGGCAAAAGCUUUGGCGCAUGCCGGGAGGCGCAGGGAAGCAGCAGAAGUCUUGUCUUUGGAGGCUUCUCGGGCAGAUCCGGAGGGCUGGCUCUGCGUUGACUGCUUCGGACUACCGCAGCUGCUCAGCUGGCACCAGCUGCUGCUGGCCGAGGUGUACAGACACUGCGAGUUCACGGAGUUGCACAUUGAGGCGUUGCGAAGCUGCUGCUGCGGCAGCAACAGCAGCAGCAUGACGGCCGCUGGCUUUUCUGCAGCGACAAGGCUCUUAGGCACAUGUCUCAUCUCGCCGGAAGAAGGUUUGUAAAUUGUUGGUGCUGCUGGUGUGUGCUGUCGUGUUAGCGGGGUUGCCUGGAGGCUCUACAAUGCCCGCAACGCAGCGCGACGAGCUAUUCAUGAUGGGAGGCCGGAUGACGCCUUCGCCAUUUGUAGCCUGCUCCUGAGUCGAGAUCCUUUCGAUUCGGAGGCACUCCGGACUGCCAGCAGUGCAACCCUCGUUGCGCCUCACCUGAUUGACAAGUUGCAGGAGCACCUGCUGCUGCUGACACGUGCAAAAGGGCAAAGGAAUCGAGCGGAGUUCGAAUCGCUCAAAUGUCUUGUGCGCGGGACGGUGGAGUUCACCUUCGGCGAGUUUCUGGCUGCGGCAGAAACUGCCGCUUGCAGCGAAACUCUGCUAUUAGCAGCUCGGCGGCUCCUAGAGAGGCAGCGCUCGGCUUCGUCUGAUACGCAGCGAUGGCGCGCUGCUGGUGCCGGCACGGUGUACUUACAGCGCGCGUUGGAGCUACGCCCUGGUUGCCCGCUACUGCUCAACGAGAUGGGCGCAGUGGCAGCAGAAGCCAAGAAAUUCGACAGCGCCCUUUACUGGCUAGAGAAGGCAGUAGCUGCUGCUGCAAAUAUCGAAACAGCGGGCAUCUGCAUGGCAAUGCCGCAAUACCUCUCAAACCUGGCAGUGUGCCGUCUACGGGUAGGACAGCUUCCCGGUGCUGCAGCCGCUGCUCGCGCUGCACUUCGUGCCGCAGCAAAGCUUGCGCAGCUCACUGCCUGCCCGAUAGGGCCUUUGUCAGGCCUCGCGUACGAUUUUCUUUAUGAACUACAGCAGCUUCGAAGCAGCAGCCGGGGUGUAGCUGCUGCUACCGACCCACUACGCCUUCGAGCUGCUGGCGCUGGAUGCAGCAACCUGCAGCGACAAUUUGCUGCCGGGAACGCUGCUGUGCUCCUGUCUACUGCUAACGCCUGGCUAGUGCUUGGAGUUGUCACUCUUUACGGCGGCAAGAGCGAAGAGGCAGUGCCAGCCAUCGAAUACCAGUCUGAGCUGCAGCAACGCUGCUGCGAAGAGGAGCUGCAGCGGCGCCGGGUGUCGCUGCAGCAGAGACUGCAUGAAUUAGGUGAGGAGGAUACACUUGAAUGGAUAGCGUUGAUGCGGCUGCACCAGCAGCAGGCUCGACGCAAACUGGCUGAGGCAGCAGCCACGAUGGGCAUCGACAGCAGCAGCAAUCGACAGCAAAGCGCUGCAUGCAUUGCUUCCAGUGUAAAUCCGUAG
Messenger RNA from Cyclospora cayetanensis, 2259 nucleotides. RefSeq lists its product as uncharacterized. Lineage: Eukaryota; Apicomplexa; Conoidasida; Eucoccidiorida; Eimeriidae. Gene Ontology annotation, molecular function: protein binding. The transcript is spliced from 12 exons. The record is from RefSeq and is a predicted model, not a curated record.